Messenger RNA from Rhodofomes roseus, 3686 nucleotides. RefSeq lists its product as uncharacterized. Gene Ontology annotation, molecular function: protein dimerization activity. The record is from RefSeq and is a predicted model, not a curated record. Bases 39 to 3230 code for a protein of 1063 amino acids. The transcript has 4 exons. Lineage: Eukaryota; Fungi; Basidiomycota; Agaricomycetes; Polyporales; Fomitopsidaceae.
GGCCUGCGCCCCAAUCCCCAUCCUGCCAGGCAACCACCAUGUCGACGCCGCCGCUCUCUGGGUCGGCGUCCGCUUCGUCGAGCGCGUCGUCGACCGGCUCCUCGUCCCCGACUAUCGACUUCUCCCAGCUCAGCUCGGAAGAGUCCCUCGACCUCCUCCUGCAGACGAUCUCCCAGAAUGCAAACUCGGGCACGGUCUCAGACGAGUCUCCCGCAGACACGCCUCCGGACUGGGAGCAACUCGCUGCGUGGGCGCGGAAUGAAAGCAACAACAAGAUCCCAGACUUCAGCGAUUUCAACUUCUCGCUUCCCAUGGACCUGGACUUCGACCCGAACAUGGCAAUCGACCCCAGCGCGCUGCACUUUGGCUCUAUAUUCGAGCAGAGUCUCGCUAUGCCCUCGGAAGCUGUGUACGCAGCUCAGGCGACCAGCCAGACCCAGAGCCUCGUCUACCCUUCACCGGAGGACAUGAACUGGCUCAACCAGCAGCAUAUGCAACCCGAGACUGGCAGGCGACUCAGCAUAACCUCCUCUUCUUCUUCGUCUGGCGCGUCCCUCUCGCCCGUGAUGGAGAAUUCAUCUGUCAGCAGCAGCGCAUCCGCCAGCAGCUCGCCGCCAAGCGAGAGCUACUUCAGCGACCCGGCACAGGAGCUCGCGCACAAGGUCCGUCAGAUGGCGGGCGUGACACUGGCUGUCCCCGUCAGCGCACAGGUGCAGCAGAUGGUCGCAGCAGGCGGCCAAGCGAAGCUGCCUAUCCCCCGCCUCCCACGCCCGGCCCUCUCCGCCGCCCCGAGCAGGCAAAGCCCACCGAAGAGUGUCCCGAGCCCGGAUUCAACAUCCUCGUCGCUUAGCUCGCCGAAGAGCGACUCGCCCAUCGAAGCGCCGCCGCCACCGCCCGUGCAGUCCGUGAUCGGGCGGCCCAAGACGAGCCACACCACGAUCGAGCGACGGUACCGGACUAAUCUCAACGCGCGGAUCACCGGCCUGAAACAGGCGGUGCCUGCGCUGCGCGUGCUGGAGGCCAAGGUGAACAACGCGGAGAACCUGUUCAACGAUGUUGUGGAUUCGCGCGGCUUCGUGGACGGUGUGAAGGUCGCGCGUAAGAUGAGCAAAGCGAACGUUCUCGGCAAGGCUGCUGAGUACAUCAAGGUACUCAAGAAGCGCGAGGCGCGCAUGAAACGGGAACAUGACGGGCUUAAAACCCUCAUCGCUGGUCUCGUCGGCGGCCCGGCACUCCUCAAGGAGUGGGAGCGCGAGUGGCGGGAGCGAUUCGGCGGCGAGGAGAAGGACGAGAUCGAGGAAGACGGCGGAGGAGGCGGCAGCGACGACGAGGACGGCGAUGGCGAAGACAGUGAUGACGAGGACGGCCGCGCGAAGAAGAAGCCGAAGAUCGCGAAGCCGGUGAAGAAAGAGAAGCCUCCUCGUCCUCCACCUGCGCUUGUGCAGGUCGUCCCCGCUGCGCCAGGCAUCCCCGGCGCAGUCCCGGAGAAGCGGAAGCGCGGCCGCCCGCGCAAGAACCCGCUACCCCCUGUCCCAGCUGCUAUUCAAGCUGCAUCUGCUCCCGUCGCGCUCACUGUGCCUCCCGUGUUCCCCGUGGAUGUCAAGAUGGAGGACAGCAUGGCUCAGUCUGCGGAGCAGAGCGCGCAGCAGGCGCCCGCGCAGCAGUACCUCCUUGCAGCCUUCGCGUUCUUCUCGGUCUUCAACAACCCUCUUGCUACUCGGACACAUACGUACACGCAUAGUCACGCCGAGCAUGCGCACCAAGGAACCGUCCUGACUCCACACCAACCCGCGUACUCGCAGCCGGCGUUCCCAACCCCAUCUAUGCCCGUUGUGAGCGGCUUCGGCAUGAGCGAAGUCGUCCAGGGCAUCCACCUGCUCGUGUCUACUUUGGUGUUCGUCUAUGUCCUUGUACCUUGGUUGUCAGGCGCGCUCCGGCAUACUCGUGGCCUCUCUGUCUUGUCUGCGCUUGCCUCGCGCGUCCGCGCCGCACACACGCACACAGAAGAACCGACCCCGGAGACGACUGUCGAGACCGUUCGUGUCACAAAGUCCCGUAGUCCUCAGGACAACGCGCUUAUGGACAUCCUCCACGACGCUCUGCACCCUAUGCGCCGUGGUUCUCCCGACGAGGCCGCGCUCCUUCGCCGUGCUCUGGGCAUAUCGGCCGGUGUCCUCGGAUUGAUGCAAGGUGUCAUCAAGGCUAGCAGACGCGACCGGGGUCUUGAGCUGAACCAACUUGAACAACGCGCUUGGGUGCGCUUGGGCGAGCUCGUUGCCUUCAACGACCAAGUCGGCAAGGCUACUCGCAUUCAGACCUACUGGUGCAUGGCCUGGCAUGUCUCGACCUUCUCCACCUCCACUACGGAUCUCUCAGCCCUGGCUCUGAUCAUCCGCCCCGUCUCCUCUUCGAAGGCCACCGCGCUCUGGGACGCCGCGCGUAAGCGCGAGGUCCUGCGUCCGCACGAGAAGAUCGUCCUGGACAACAUGAGCGUGGACGACGCGGCUGAGUGGCUGGCGAAGUGGCAGCGCUGGCACGAGACGGAGCGCACGGGCCGCUGCGCCGCGUGCGAGAAGCGUACACCGCUCGGCGUCCUCGCUGCGAUCCUCAUUCGCGCGCGCCUCCGGAAGCACGCCGCGGCGCUGUUCGUCCGCACCGUCGUGCGGGACGACGCCCGCGCGGGCGCGGAUGAGUGCUGCAAGGGCGACGGCUUCGAGUACGAUGCGGACAAGGACUUCCGCGAGGAGCACGAACGCACUGAGACCGUUCAAGCGGGCAAGUCGAUCGGCGGGCGGACUGCUGAGCUUGCUGUGCUGUUGGAGCGGAUUUGGGAUACCGGCUUCUGCACUCAUGAGGACGUCCUGCCCAGGCAGCAGGACGACGAGGAUGCGGACUGCGAGGACGCGCAUGACCUGGCAAGCAAGGACGAGGCUGAGAUUCGCUCUCUGCUCAGCGCAACAAUCAUCUACCGACGUAUCUUCCCUUCUUCGUUCCCCGCCUGCUCUACGUCUGUUUCGUUCAUCCUCUCCCCUCCACCAUCCCCGUCGCAGCGCAACGCGACGCUGCAUAUGGCGUUGCGGACAGCGCUGGGUUCGCGAGCAUUUGAGUUCGCUAGCGGCGGGCGCCUCGAGGACGAGGAGCUCGCUGUCGCCCUGGAGGACUCGCGUGACCGUGUCUGCGACAUGCUCGUGGAGCUGGAGAAGUCAUGUAGGAGGGGCGCGAGAUUUUAAGUCGAGUCCCUUUGUAUGAGUAUGCGAUCGCGAGUAAUCAAGUAGUAGUAGUACGCUUGCUUUGUGACUUUCCACUGUCCUACCUUAGGCUCUUGCAUAGAUGCUAUGUUGGUUGUAGGUAUUUAUGCUUGGAUUACUGUAGGCCAUUUUGACAUUGUAACGCCCAUUGGUAGCCUGAGACUUGAAUAUUGAAUAGGCGCAUGGUUCUUGCUUCGUCGUUUCGAUGUUCCUGCGCUCAGAGCUGCUGGUCAGAGUGGGAUUGAAAUGGUGCAACAUGCCUGCGGCCUCGCGGCCGAGGUCGCCCUGUGGCUAGUCUCCCCACGCAGACGUAGACAAUUCCUUCAACCUUCGUGCCUCAGGAUAUCCUUGUCUGACCCUGUGGCAGACUUGUGGCGGACUCACGACUGGCCUUUGCCGGCCCAGCAGCCAUCUCGAGCUCGCAGUCGCAUCUCGACC